CUCUGGGCUUCCCAGCUCCUUACGCCAAUAUGCCUGGCUUCGACUUUUCAAACCACACCCGCAAUGCGGCUCUCCACGCACGAGGUGUGCCACUGCCAAAGGCUACGAGUACAGGAACUACGAUUGUUGGAUGUAUAUUUGAUGGGGGUGUUGUGAUUGCCGCAGAUACAAGAGCUACUAGUGGUCCUAUAGUGGCCGAUAAGAACUGCGAGAAGCUUCAUUACAUCGCCCCGCAAAUCUGGUGUGCUGGAGCCGGUACAGCUGCAGACACUGAAUUCACAACCGCACUCAUCUCAUCACAACUCGAACUCCAUUCUCUGUCCACCGGUCGCAAACCUCGAGUCGUCACCUGCAUGACCCUGCUCAAGCAACAUCUGUUCCGGUACCAAGGUCAUAUUGGCGCAUACCUGGUCGUUGCUGGCGUUGAUCCUACAGGAGUUGGACUAUUCACUGUUCACGCACACGGAAGCACCGACAAGUUGCCUUAUGUCACCAUGGGUAGUGGUUCAUUGGCAGCCAUGUCAGUCUUUGAGACGCAGUGGAAGUCUAAGAUGACCGAGCAAGAAGCUAUCGAUCUAGCAUCAAAUGCUAUCCAAGCUGGUAUCUUCAACGACUUAGGUUCUGGAUCAAAUGUCGAUGUUGCGGUUAUCACGAAGGACAAGACGACCUUGAAGCGCGGAUACAUCAAGCCCAACGAGCGAAGCAAGAAGCAGAAGAGCUAUGUUUUCAAGAGAGGAACUACAGCUGUGCUCAACGAGAAGGUCAUCACUAGGGAAGAGAUCAGCAAAUAUGUCACGGUACACGAACUGGAUGGUGGAGAGACGGCGUUAGGAGAGAAAAUGGAUCUCGAUGUUUAGAUGGUGGCUUAGGUGGGCAGAGUGUCACAAAUGUAUCAACAUUAUUGCUUGGGC
Mollisia scopiformis is the source of this 911-nucleotide messenger RNA. Its product is annotated as N-terminal nucleophile aminohydrolase. The record is from RefSeq and is a predicted model, not a curated record. Gene Ontology annotation, molecular function: threonine-type endopeptidase activity. Gene Ontology annotation, cellular component: proteasome core complex. The coding region runs from base 30 to 857 and encodes 275 amino acids. NCBI's taxonomy places the organism in Eukaryota, Fungi, Ascomycota, Leotiomycetes, Helotiales, Mollisiaceae. The transcript has 3 exons.